Messenger RNA from Podarcis muralis (Common wall lizard), 3769 nucleotides. RefSeq names its product cilia- and flagella-associated protein 77-like. The record is from RefSeq and is a predicted model, not a curated record. NCBI's taxonomy places the organism in Eukaryota, Metazoa, Chordata, Lepidosauria, Squamata, Lacertidae.
UUUAUCCUAUCUCCUCUUAGUCUCAUUUUUCCAACCUAAGCAUACCCAGCUCCCUUAACCACUCCUCAUAACUGUUCCUUGAUAAUAUUGGUCGCCAUCCUCUGCACAUGUUCCAGCUUGUCAAUAUCUUUUUAAAAUUGUUUUGCCCAGAAAUAAACAUAGUAUGCCAGAUGCGGUCUGACCAAGGCAGAAUAGAGCAGUACUUUUACUUCUCUUGAUUAGGACACUAUACUUCUGUUGACCUGGAAUACAAUAUUUCUUGAACUGAUGGUUGUGUUGUGCAAGUCCUAAAAAUGUGUUCAUUGUGUUUUUACUCCAUGGGUCACCAAACAAUUCCCCCAAAUUUCUUUAUAGAGGGCCCUUCUGCAGUGCUUUACAAUCUUUGUGAGCAGCACUUCCUGUACACUGAUGGCUUCCAAACAGAAGUGGCUUCUCACCGUCAUUUUCAAGAGCAGCUGAAGUUAUGAAACUAUAGAAAGCACAGAGUGCUUCACCUGUUUAGUUGUGAGAGUUCAGAGCCAGAAGGCAGAGAGACAGAGUACAAACUAGAGAGCAUGUGGCAGUUUAAAAGGGGAGGAAUGCUUAUUGCUCCAUGAAUUUAAGAAGGAAGAAUAAAUGAGCUUAAAUAAUUUUAUAUUUCAUAGAGCCCACUUUUACACUUUAGCCACAUCCACUUGCUUUCUCCAUGCCAACAUUUACACUUGCCCACUUUGAUAAAAAGUACCCAGAAGCUUAGCUAUGGGUCAAUGUAGUUCUUGUCCUGAAAAGUGUUAGCCACCUAUGCUUUAGAAAUUAAGUGUUAACUUUCCUAAAAAUGGAAAUCAAACACCUGAGAUAACCAUCCUCCUGUUUAACGAACAUCAUUUCGUUUGAAAAUGCCCUCCUCCCUCCUCUCCAACCACACACACACACACACACACACACACACACACCGUAUUGAGUAACUUACUGACAUCUACUGAAUGAAUAGAUCAGGGUUUGAUGACACAGUGAAUCACAACAAUAAAUUUUGCAUGGUUUGUGAUGUCACCCCAAGGCUUCAGGUUACACUCAAGUGGCCACAGAGGCCUGCAUCAAAUAUUUGUUUGGAAAGAGAGAGAGAGAGAGAGCGCAUGAAGUGUUUGAUUACUACUUAUUGAUCAGCAAUGGAAUCAUUCGUAAGAAGGUACCUUGAUAAGCAGAAGAGGAGGGCCAGCGUUAGUGACAUUUGCCCACCCCCACUGCUACCACUGACCAGGGAUGAUAUCAAGCCAGGGACAGAAAAUGACAGGCUUGGACUGGUGAGAGACACCAUGUUUCAGAACCACCUCAUUCUAAAACCAGAGCUAGGAAGGACCCUCAGAAGGUGUGCAAAGAUUCCUGGUUCAGAUUUUGUGUAUGGAUUAACUCUACGCGGGACCGACGGAGGAAUGCCUGAAGCAAUAGGGAACUGGCGGGUAAUGACACCCACUGUCACCAAAAAGAAGGAGAAGCCAAAGGACUACAUAGUCAUGAACUAUAGAGGAAUAAAAGCUGGUCUUUUCACAGCAAAGGAACACUACCUGUAUCGCCAACACCAUGAUGUGCGCCGCAAAGGAGCUGAUGGGGACAGGUUCCCAAGGGAUCCACCUCGUCUUCCUGAUGCCAUGACCUAUGGGAGGCCCUAUCGUCCUUCCACCCCCUUCAUAGAUGUCUUUCAACAUAAGUUUGGGGACCAAUGGGUGGAGGAGAACCGAAAAAACUGUGUAUAUGUUAAAGAAAACAAGCAUAAGAAAAGGCGAAAGAUAUAUGAUACACGGGCUGUCAUGCUGAGGAAAUAUCAAAUGCCAGUAAAGGAAGAUCCUCUGUGGAUCAUGCCACAAUUUCGGAAAAUUGCUCCCCAUCUUAACACCUUUCCAAGUCUAGAGGAUCGAGUGAAGGCUUUCAAAGCCAAGGAAAUGGAAGCUCCAGUUCGACAUGGCCAGCUAGCUCAGGGCAUUUAUACACAUUUGUAGGAUUCAGCUUUUAUCAACAUGCAACCUCUUUGUAUGUCUCAAAAGUAACACUUGCUAUGUUAUGAUUUAAAAAAGAAAGGUUGUGAUUUGUUCUUGCUACUGACAAUACAGUAUUAAAAUGAAGUUUCCAGCAAGAAGUUGCAAUUGGUUCUCUUGUAACAGAACAUACUCACUGCCAGUGAGAAAGAUGGAAUACAUGGCUGCCACUGUGCCACCAAAGAACCACAUCACAACCUGUGGAAUCUGCAUGCUGCCACAAUUUAACACAGUGCAAUAGCCCACCUGCUACAUUAGCAGCGGUUGGCUUCAGUAAAUAAAAGUGUGGCAGUGUUAUGCAAAACUGUUAACUAUAGAAGAGGUCAGAGAAGGGCAGAGCAGAGACAGGACUGGGGAUAAAUUGUUUAAACAUCACAGUACCCUCUAUUUUCAUGCAAAACUGCAUUCUUAAUAAAUGGGAGUAACCAGGCAUAUGAUUCUAUGAUUGCAGCCGACAUCCAGCACUGUCAGGUAUAUAGCUCUACUGGCACAAAGAAAACCGCUGUAAAGAAUUGUAACGGCACACAUCUUGGGAAUUAGUGUUUCUGACUGAUAUAAAUCCAAUAUUGCAAUUCUUCAAAACAGGUUCUUAAUAUAUAAUAAUCAAUUUAUAGGUACACAAAUAAUGAUACUUUUGCCACAUAUCUAUGCCUCCUGAUGUAAAUUAUGUCCCCCAGUUUUGUCACAGCAUUUAUUGUGAUUUACUGCAUCAGAAGGUUUAUUUCCUUUAUAUAAAUGAAGCUGUGGUGUUUGCUUUCUCUCCUCCCACCCAGAGCUACCUACUUGCACACAUCUCCAAACCACAUAUAAAUAAUAAUAGGCACAUUAAAACAAAAGAGAGAAAACAUGUUUAAGGCUAAAGUACAUGUGACAUUAUACUCUACCGGUAUUUCUUUUUUAAAAAAUGCUUACAUUUGUUACUUUUUAAAAGAAAAAGGCAGUUACAGGGCUGCAAUCUGAAACAUGUUUCCAUUCCAGAAUGAGUUCUUAAAAGGCCAAUGGCAGCCAGGCAGGCGGGAUUUCCAGCAAGAAAGAGGUUUGGGACCCUGAACUAAUAAUUCCAUGUUAGUGGAACAUCCGGUCGAUUGCAGAAACUCACCUGACUUUCCCUGCCAUAAUAUCACUAACCAGACAGACCUCUCCAUCUUUCUUAUCAACAUUGGCAGCAUUUCUAGGACAGCACUAUAAUGCUCAGGUCAAAUGGGUCUUAGCACAACUGUGAAGCAGAGCUCAUGCUUUGUAUGCAAAAGUUAUUGCCCAGGUUCAGUAACUGGCAUCUCCUGUCAAAAACCCUGGAGAAUCACCACCAGUCAGUGUUGACAAUACUGAUCUUGAUGAACCAAUCGUCUGGCUCAAUAUAAGGCAGCUUCACAUGUCCCUAUGUUGUCACUGCCAGCAGCCACUGGUAGCAAUCUGAAGGGCAGGGGGGGCACCAGAAAAAUGUGAGGGGACCAUACCCCCUAUUUUUUACCUGAACCUAUAACAACGGCCUACCCUGUUCUCACAGUGACCUAACAGGAGGUACUUGGGAGAAGUUAUUGCCUGACGCCUAUUCCCUUAUCCCCAUGUAAGAGAAAAAUGAAGCACACCUAUCUAUCAUUCAGCUUGAUCCCAAGGCAAGGAGCUGCAGCCAAGAAUUUGUAGUCUAUGCAUUCAACAAUUCUCGCAUGUGGCCUCCCACUUUGGACACAUAGAAUCAUAGAGUUGUAGACUUGGAAGGGACCCCAAGGGCAAUCUGGUCCAAUCCCUUGCAAUGCAGG